GCGAGCAUGGUGGAAGAGGAGUUUGCAGUAAAGUGAGUUAAGUUCAUAAAGGAGGAUUCAGAGGGAAAACAGUAUGUCUCUCAGGGAUCCACCAUAUGAACCUCCUACUGUCUCAGAGCUGCAGGAGUUCCUGCUGGCAGACAGACAACCCACAGGACACGUCAAUCAAGUCUGGCCUAACCUUUUCAUAGGCAACGAGGUGGCGGCUCGUGACAAGCCCAGUCUGCACAGUCUGGGCAUAACUCACAUUGUAAAUGCUGCUCACCGACCCCCCGAUGCUGAUGCCGGCCUUGGCUCCCAUUUGUACGUCAAAACUGGCCCCCGUUUCUACAGAGACAUGAAAGUGGAUUAUUAUGGGGUGGAGGCUGAUGAUGCAAUAGGGUUCAUCCUUAGUCCUUUCUUUUACCCAACAGCACGAUACAUCAGAGCCGCGCUGGGAAUGGGAGGACGGGUAUUUGUCCACUGUCUGAUGGGCGUGAGCCGCUCUGCGACCCUGGUGCUGGCGUACCUGAUGAUUGUUGAGGGCCUGAGGCUGCAGGAGGCGGUGGCUGCCGUCAGGCCGCACAGAGACAUUUGUCCCAACCCGGGCUUUCUGAUGCAGCUCCGCAGCCUCGACAUGAGCCUGGAGAGGGAAAGGAGGAGACGAAGACAAGCCCAAACACUGUAAAGUCACACACAGGCACCAACACACACUCAUAAACAUAUGCACACAGACACACACACAUAUUUAUUGCUACACAGAGGUCAGUCCA
Molecule: messenger RNA, 752 nt
Organism: Plectropomus leopardus (leopard coralgrouper)
Lineage: Eukaryota; Metazoa; Chordata; Actinopteri; Perciformes; Serranidae
Source: RefSeq, a predicted model, not a curated record